AUGAUAACAUCGUCCAGAUGGCUGUUCGCGCUCACUCGUCCCGCGAAAUGUCUUCUGCGCCCAAAUCUUGCGCAUCGGUCGUUGGCGACCGUCGUCAGCCCCUCACCACCAGUGGUUCGUGAUGAAGGGAUUCAACUUCGAGAAUACCAAGAAGAAUGCAUUCAGUCGGUGUUAUCAUACUUGAGGAAGGGCCACAAGCGUUUGGGCAUCUCGUUGGCUACUGGAAGUGGGAAGACGGUGAUAUUCACACAACUGAUCAAUCGAGUCGAGCCGUCAAGUCGGAUUGCUCAACAGACCCUCAUCCUUGCUCACCGGCGAGAGCUGGUAGAGCAGGCAGCUCGUCACUGUGAGAGAGCAUACCCUGGAAAGAGUAUAGACAUUGAGAUGGGCGACAUUCAUGCUUCAGGUGCAGCCGACAUCACGGUGGCAUCUGUCCGCAGCAUGGUCUCCGGCGAGCGGCUGAGCAAAUACGAUCCCGAAAAGUUCAAGCUGGUCCUCGUCGACGAAGCUCAUCACAUCGUGGCUCCUGGGUAUCUGCAAGUCCUGCAACACUUUGGCCUGGAAAAGCAAAGAAGUCCAAGCCCUGCACUGGUGGGUGUAUCUGCCACAUUCUCUCGCUUUGAUGGCCUCAAGUUGGGCGCGGCGAUUGACCACAUUGUCUAUCAUAAAGAUUACAUCGACAUGAUUGGUGAAAAGUGGCUGUCGGAUGUCAUAUUCACAACGGUCAGGUCCAAGGCAGAUAUAUCGAGAGUCCGGAGCGGCACAGAUGGAGAUUUCCGGGCACGCCAACUCUCCGCGGCUGUGAACACUGAGGUCACCAAUGAAAUCACCGUCAAGGCGUGGAUGGAAGAAGCCCGAGAUCGGAAAUCUACCUUGGUAUUCUGUGUCGACUUGAACCAUGUGGCGAGCUUGACUUCCACGUUCAGGAAAUACGGCAUCAACGCGCAAUAUAUCACCGGCAAUACGAAGAGACAGGUACGGGGCGAGCGACUGGAAGCAUUCAAGAAUCGUGAAUUCCCUGUCUUGCUGAAUUGUGGUGUCUUUACUGAGGGCACGGAUGUGCCCAACAUUGAUUGCGUGCUACUUGCCCGACCGACCAAAUCCCGCAAUCUGCUUGUGCAGAUGAUUGGACGGGGUAUGCGACUGCAUCCGGGCAAGAACGACUGCCAUGUCAUUGAUAUGGUCGCCUCUCUCGAGACUGGCAUUGUGACCGUACCGACCCUGUUCGGCCUCGACCCUUCCGAAAUGGUUAAGUCGGCAAAAGUGGACGACUUGAAAGGGUUGAGAGAUAGCCGAACGGUGAAAGAAACUUCUACGGGGAUAUCAGGUUGUCUCGUCGGCUCCAAUGGCAUAUCUGGCGACCACCAUCUCGACUUCACCCGCUACGACUCUGUGCACGACCUCAUCGAAGACACCUCAGGCGAACGACACCUGCGCGCCACAUCCCCCAAUGCUUGGGUCCAAAUUGAUUCCCAUAAAUAUGUCCUCGCAGCCAAAGGCGGGAUACUCACUCUCGAACGUCGCUUGCCUGCCGACAUUUCCCAGUCCGAGUCCAACUCGGAUUCUGGAGCCGACGAUGCCUCGUUCGUGGUUGUGUGGAAACACUCUCUCCCCCCAACCGAAACUUCCAAAUCGCCCUGGUCUCGUCCUCGUACUGUGGCUACUGCUGCAACACUAAGCGACGCCCUCCACGCCGCCGACACGUUCGCUGCCCAGAAAUUCGAACGCAUAUUCAUCGCCACGUCGUCUUCCUGGCGUAAAUUGCCCGCCUCACAGGGCCAACUUGACUUCCUCAAUCGUUUACGGGAGGUUUCUGAUGAAGAGCCUUUGACGGAGCGGGACCUCACGAAGGGCCAAGCCGGCGAUAUGAUUACCAAAGUGAAAUUCGGGGCACGGGGACGAUUCGACAAGUUGAUGAGAGAGAAAAGGGGCGUGGAGAAGGGCUUGGAGAGAGAAAGGCGAGUCAAGGAGAUGAGGCAGCGGGAGGUCGUGAGGGUUGGGCCUGUCGAGACUUAA
Cladophialophora psammophila CBS 110553 is the source of this 2016-nucleotide messenger RNA. RefSeq lists its product as uncharacterized. The record is from RefSeq and is a predicted model, not a curated record. Bases 1 to 2016 code for a protein of 671 amino acids. Gene Ontology annotation, molecular function: ATP binding; hydrolase activity; DNA binding. The transcript is spliced from 2 exons. Lineage: Eukaryota; Fungi; Ascomycota; Eurotiomycetes; Chaetothyriales; Herpotrichiellaceae.